AUGUUGAAGCACUGGUCUCUCAGGCUGAGUGGAGGAGAGGGAAGCUGCUCUGGGAGGUUGGAGGUGUAUCAUAACGCUACGUGGGGCUCCGUUUGUGAUGAUCAGUGGAACAUCAGGAACGCUCAGGUGGUGUGCAGACAGCUGGGCUGUGGGUCGGCGCUGAGUGCUGAUAGGAAUGUUAGUUCUGGUCCUGGUGAAGGGACUAUCUGGCUGAACAGAGUGAAGUGUCGAGGGGAUGAGAUUCACCUGUGGGACUGUCAUCAUUCCCUGAAGAAACACACUGACUGCUCUCAUGCUGGAGUCACCUGUGCAGAUGUGUCCACUACUACACCCACCACCACCACCACCACCACAUCAGAUAUACCUGUGUCCACCAGCACCAAAAUACAAAAAUGUCCUCCUCCUUUCCAAAGACAUGUUGCCAAAUGUUUUCCAAAGACAUGUUACAUGGAUUGCCGAUACUAUUGUAACAUGUUACUCUGGGCCGCCCCCUAGUGGUGGGAUUGUGCAAACAAGCCACAAGAGGAGAUGAACCUAGCGGACUGGCAUAAAGUUGGCUUUACAUUGGACGUUCAGUAUUCGCAGAUAUGCGCAAAUUAAGGGACCAUCUCUAAAGUUACAUAUUGUUAUACAUGUUUCUAACUUCAAUAGCAUUCGAAGGGAAUGACUUACAGUCAUAAAACCAACUGUAAAGUGUUCAUCUAGGUGUUUUAUCAAAAAUCUAAAAAGUCUGCAUCAUACCUGACACCUACAGGAACACUUUACAGUUGGUUUUACGACCAAGUCAUUCUCUUCAAAUGAUAUUGAGCUUUAAAUUAUGGUAUAUUUUGUGUAUCUGUCCAUACGGUA
Ictalurus furcatus (blue catfish) is the source of this 849-nucleotide messenger RNA. RefSeq names its product scavenger receptor cysteine-rich type 1 protein M130-like. The transcript has 4 exons. Gene Ontology annotation, cellular component: membrane. The record is from RefSeq and is a predicted model, not a curated record. Lineage: Eukaryota; Metazoa; Chordata; Actinopteri; Siluriformes; Ictaluridae. Bases 1 to 495 code for a protein of 164 amino acids.